This is a messenger RNA of Heterotrigona itama, 1223 nucleotides long. Lineage: Eukaryota; Metazoa; Arthropoda; Insecta; Hymenoptera; Apidae. The record is from the annotation of a GenBank genome assembly.
AUGAGCAGAAUAACAAAAAUUGCAGUUAAUGCACAGUUAUACAAUGUAACAAAUUUUUACAUAGGUUUAGGUUUGGCAAUUAGUUCCAGCGGUUUUAUAGGUGCUAGCUUUAUCAUUAAAAAAAAAGCAUUGAUUCGAUUACAAAGACGUGGCGCAUUAAGAGCUUCAUCUGGAGGAUUUGGAUAUUUAAAAGAAUGGAUGUGGUGGACUGGUCUUCUUUCAAAUUGGUUGCCUUUUGUGCAUCUUAGGUUCUACAAUUCUUGUAAUUCAUGCUCCAAAAGAAGAAGAAAUCACUACAUUAAAUGAACUUUUGGAGAAGGUCAAAGAUCCAGGGUACAUUAUUUAUAUGUUAAUUGUGAUAAUAUGUAGUAUUUUGAUCAUUUUUUACUUUGGUCCUGCUUAUGGAAAACAAAAUAUCAUAGUAUAUAUUUGUUUAUGUUCAUUGAUUGGUUCGUUGACUGUUACAAGUUGCAAAGGAUUAGGAUUAGCUUUAAAAGAAACCAUUCUUGGAUUUAACAAUGGAUUUACAAAUUGGUUAAUGUGGGUCUUUCUAUUUAGUGCUAUAAUCUGUAUCAGCAUACAGAUGAAUUAUUUGAAUAGAUCACUUGAUUUAUUUGAAACCACAAUUGUAACACCUAUUUAUUAUGUAUUUUUCACAACAUUAGUAAUAAUUGCAUCUGCAAUAUUAUUUAGAGAAUGGGAAAAUAUGAGCACUGAGGACAUCUUAGGUUCAUCUUGCGGUUUUUUAACAAUUAUAAUUGCAAUAUUUCUGCUAAAUGCAUUCAAAGAAAUGGAUUUAUCUUAUGAAAAUAUCAGACAUAUGUUGCAACCUAAAAGAAAAUUGUUUAUAAGUAAUAACAAUCAAUGGAGUGAUAGGGAUGAAGAGAGAUUAAUAACAAGAUUAGAAACAGAAUUAAAUCACACGUACGGAGCCCAAACUCUAACAAGAAGUAUAUAAAUUUGAUUCUAUAAUUAUAUGUGUAUUAUAAUGUAUAUAUGAGUUACUUAUAAAAUAAAUGUUAUAAAUUUUAAAUUACUUGUAUCUUUUACAUGUAUAGAUUUUAUGGAAAUAAAUUUUUUAAUAAAUUUUACUUUUUUAUUUAUAUUUUCCAUAAAGUUUCGAAAAAGCAUUUAAACUCGCUUUUUUUUUAUCUUACGUUUAAAUACUUUUUCAAUAUUUAGAUUUAAAAACAAAAGAUAUAAACGUUGCUAAAACUACAUAA